Molecule: messenger RNA, 593 nt
Organism: Paramecium pentaurelia
Lineage: Eukaryota; Ciliophora; Oligohymenophorea; Peniculida; Parameciidae
Source: the annotation of a GenBank genome assembly
AUGGCUAAACAAGAGAGUGGUGGUAAAAAUAACAAGAGAGAUCGUAGUCCUGUUGCUGUAACCAUAUUAAAUAAAACAUUAGGAAAUGAAAAUAUGGUAGGAAGCUGUAAGAAAAGAGAAUUAACAUCUUAAAGUCUAUGAACAUUUUACAAUAAAUCCUCAUAAAUGUAUAUGCAACAGUUAUUCAAUUAGUAUACAUAAUCCAAGAAAAACCUAAUAAUAGUAUAAUGUUAUAGAAGCAUCUAGAAAAAACAGGAGCUGUAUAAAAGCCAGCAUUUGAUGUUAAUUAAAUAACAGAUGAUUCACCACCUUUAGAAAGUAAUUAAAUAGUUUUUAUAGAUUAGAGGAUAUUAUUGAUAAAUUAAAUACAAUGAAUAGAACUCCUCGUUAGAAAUAUUAAUUUCCAUAGACUUCUAAUCAAGAAUUAGGAUGGCAUUCAAUUGUAAUAUAUAGACUAUUUUCUUUUUUAGAAUUCUAAUAGCCUAUCUCCUUCAAAAUUCACAUAUCCAAGAAAACUAUGUAAAGAAACAAAUUAUGCAAAUGAUUACUUUACAAUGAAUAAAAUCAGUCCUUAUUCCAAUAAGUUUAAAUGA